AUGAAAUCAUGCGCCGUUACCACAGCUGGUAGUGCUUUGAUCUUUGCGGUAUUUGCUAUUACAGGACCUUUGCCUCCGGCUGUGAACACUGCAGUCGAGAUUUCUCAACACUUAAUAGUCAGAGAAACACCCGCACUCUCUAGCGGUUCCUCGAUCCCAUACAACACAGUUUCCCAUGCGGGAGAGGGAGCCAUUGCUGCUCGAAGCCCGAUCCCCAGUGGUCAUGACCCAGGCGCGCUUGAAGAUGCAUAUAAAAUGCUCACUCCCGCCGAGAUCGUGGCAUAUAAUAACCUAGGCCCAGUUAUUCCAAGUGAACCUCUACCACCAGUUUUGUCCUCAGCAAUAGUUUCCAGCGACCCUCCACCCCCGGAGUUCUCUUCAGGGCCCGCAAUUGGUAACGAGAGUGCCGCUGAAAUUGUGGAUACAGAGAUCCCCGACUCAAUAAUUCCUGGCAAUCCUCUGCCUCCAAAAAGUUCCUCCAAUUCCCAACAGGCUGGGACUGGGAUUGUUAUAGGGGCUAGAUCCGUUAUGGCUUUAGGGAUCGUUGAGGUCGGGGAUAGUUUACAGGUCCAAGUACCGCAAGCUGUUCUGGGAACAUCGAAACCCCGCUCGCGAACUGGUCUCGAUGCAGGGACUAGUCACAGUGCUACUACCGAGGGCGCGGGUGAUGCAGGAUCUCGAACCUUAUCAUCCCAGUUCCCGGCAAUAUUUGAAGGGAGAUCUUCUAGAAGAUAUGUUCCGGUCGGUGUCAUGUCAGCUUUGUUAGCAGUGGCUGUCGCGUUUGUAAUGAUGUAG
Morchella sextelata is the source of this 795-nucleotide messenger RNA. RefSeq lists its product as uncharacterized. The transcript has 4 exons. The coding region runs from base 1 to 795 and encodes 264 amino acids. NCBI's taxonomy places the organism in Eukaryota, Fungi, Ascomycota, Pezizomycetes, Pezizales, Morchellaceae. The record is from RefSeq and is a predicted model, not a curated record.